ACAUCCGGUCUGAAAGCGGGCUCGGAAGUCGUCAUAGUAGUCGUGGUAGUCACAGCCGGCACAGCGGCUCAGGGCGCAUGCGCAGAGCCACUUCUGCAGAUUAUCGGAUUGCCGUGAGGCGUGCGCUGGUUCGUGGUCUCGCGCACCUCCUUUGCCCCGCUGGUGGUUGUGCUGCAUUCAGAUACGCGACUGCAUUUCUGUGUGUUUUUGCGCUGCCCUGGGACUUCGUUUUGUAGCCGUGAUGACCUGCAGAGUUCGAGCCAACUGAUCCAGGCUAAAUAGAGUCGAAGAGACGGUGCCAGGAUGAACUCCCUGAGAAAGUGGUUUUAUAGACCCAAGAGGGAGGACACCUCGGCCCUGGCACAGUUCUACUGGGCUGACCAGGAACUCAAUUUGGUGGCUACCGAGCUUGACAGCUUUGAUGGCAGGAAAGACCCCGAUCGCUGUUCUGCCUUGGUCAACCAGCUCCGGGUCUGCCAAGACAGGGUCUUGGGCAUCUGCCACGAAAUUAUGGAUGAGGCCAUUCCGGACUCCCGUGCUGACCGCGAUUUCCGUGCCAAAUUUCCCGAUGACGUGCUGCAGGAGAACAUGUCGGGCUUGCUGUGGUUUGGUGCCGAGUGUCUUGCUGCCGGUUCGAAUAUUAUGAACAGGGAGAUAGAGAGCUCACAGAUGCGACCCUUGGCGAGGGCCCUUACGAGGUCUCUGGACAAUGUCAGGUGUCUUUUGCGUGAACAGUGCCUUCGGAACCCUCACGAAUACCCGGGAAAGGUUAAAGAAUCCCUUAAGACCUUCGAUAGGCUCUUUGCAGAAUUUGAAUUAAGUUACGUCAGUGCCAUGGUGCCUGUGAAAUCGGCUACGGAGUAUCAUUUGCAGCAGCAAGUUGUAGUGCUGUUUUCCGAAACACUGCAGAGGGCAAUCAAGGUGAAACUGGUACCUCAGGAGAUGGUUGACACAUAUGAUCCGGCACUUAUGUUCACUAUUCCGAGACUGGCAAUUGUUGCGGGCUUGUUAUUGUUCCCCGACGGGCCUUUGAAUGUUGACAGGGAUUUGUCUCGUCUUUCCGAGUUGUACCGGCCAUUCUUCAGUCUUCUGUGUAAAAUUCGGGAGCUGCUGUGGACCCUGUCGCGAGAAGAACUCUGGCUUCUCGAGAAGACUCUGUGCCAGCUGGAAGAGCCCAAGACUUCCCUAACAAACGAGCAGACAUCGCUUGGCACAGACGACUACGCCGUGCUCGACUCCGACAUCUACAUCAACCUCUUCUACCGCAACCACCAGAACUGCAAGCAGUUCAUCGAAGACUUCUACAACCACAAUUUUGCUGCUGCUUCGGACAGCGAGACCAUCCUGCCCUUGCAGAAGGGCAAAGGGAGCCCCCUGCUGCGGAAGUGCACACUGUCCGAGAAGACCCUCCUGUCUCCACUCCACAAGGCUUCGAGUGACGACGACAGCAGCAACUACGACUCAGACGACAGCGCUCUCUCCGAGAGCUGGUGGCCCCUCCUGAAUGACGUGCUGCAGGCCGGUGCGCCCAGGGAGGCUGCUCGCUCGUCAGAGCAGUCCGCAAUCCACUCGAGACUGCGGCGAACGUCGGGGCUGUCGACCGCGUCAGACCGGGCACCCGUGGUUCCGCAGGUUCGAAGGUUGCAGAGCGAGCAAGGCGGGAGUUCGCUGGGAUCUCCCUGCUCUAGCUGCAAGUCCCUCUCGAGCCUAUCCAUUUCGGAUUUCGAGUCUAUGAGCUACCAGAGCACAGACACCAGUUCCUACAAUUCGGAAUGUCAUGACGACGAGGAAAUAGCGCUGGCACUACAAGCCGUGGAGAUUGCUUUUCGUAACGAAGCCCGUUCGCGGUUCAAGAGCAGCGAGGACCUGAUUCACCGGCUCUUCGUAUGCAUAUCUGGUGUUGCUGAUCAGCUGCAAACUAAUUUUGCCAGUGAAAUGAGGAACAUCUUGAAGUGCGUGUUUGAGAUGAACAGCUCUGUCAGGCAGGAGUCGCCAUCUAGUGCUGUGGAAGCAGAGUCGCCAACGGAGCGGAGCUCCCUGUCCGAGUCGUCCGUCUUCUCGCUCCCAUUUCUGGACAUCGUGGAAAUGGAGGACUCCGGAGUGCGCCUUGGGUCGGGCAGGCGCUCUGUGGACAGUGCCGAGGAGGCUAUGCCGGACGAUCUCUCACUUGACCUGUCCCCCGAGUCUGGUGCCAGGAGUCCCCCGGUCUGGCUACCCGACGAGCUGACUGCCAGCUGCAUGGACUGCAGCGCACAUUUUACGCUACUGCGGCGCAGGCACCACUGUCGCAAAUGUGGAAAGAUCUUCUGCUCACGCUGCAGUUCCCAUUCGAUAUCACUGCCUCACUACGGCCACUCCAAGCCUGUGCGUGUCUGCAACGCCUGCUUCAUCUGCCAUGUGACAUCGGUGGUGGAAGAAAUAGUGAACAGCUGUUGAUCAAACGCUUGUGUGACAAGUGACAGGACAUGUACGAAAGGUGGUGAGGCAAAUGAGGCCUUUCCUUGUUCGGGAGGAACAAGCUUAUCAUAGCAUUCAGCAUGCAAGGAAGACAUGCACUACCAGAUUCUUCCAUCUGCCAAUGGACAGAAGACUGUCUGCCAAGCUUUUGUUCCCUGCGCUAGGAGGCGUAGCAAUGUUGUGUUUGAACGCCUUUCCAAGGGGAGGGUGGGUCGCCCCAGUUGCGGACAUUUUCUAGUCGGAAGACACCCGAUUAAAAAGGGUAGCGUUGCAGGUUUUGCGAGGUGGCCGUCAAAUCAGUUGUCUAGACUUUCAGUUGGGUGUUGAUUUUUGUGCCAAAGCUUUACAUUGCAUUCCUCUUGUAAGAAAGAAAGAAAUCACAAGGUUUGUCUGUUAAUAUUAUUUCACAAAGGUGCUUUAUUUUGCAUAUGCUGUGAAAAUGCUGUAUGACCCCUAACGAGUUCCAAUUUGAGCCUCUGUGGAAGCAUGUUUUGUAGAUGAUUCUAUUGACAUAAAAAACAUUUUAACCUACUUA
Ixodes scapularis (black-legged tick) is the source of this 2992-nucleotide messenger RNA. RefSeq names its product lateral signaling target protein 2 homolog. The transcript has 14 exons. Gene Ontology annotation, cellular component: early endosome membrane. Gene Ontology annotation, molecular function: metal ion binding. Lineage: Eukaryota; Metazoa; Arthropoda; Arachnida; Ixodida; Ixodidae. The record is from RefSeq and is a predicted model, not a curated record. The coding region runs from base 304 to 2436 and encodes 710 amino acids.